UGAAUGAAGACAAGAACGGUGGUUCAAAAAUUCUAUAACUACACAAUGGCUUUCCCAAACCCUUUACAAUUCGCACCCAACCUGUCUUUUCUCUUAGAAUUUUAUUCAAUUCCUUCUUGGUGUUGUUCGUGUUUUGUGAUCAAUAACAAUGGCGGAUGAGGUGAUUUUGUUGGACGCAUGGAAUAGCGCGUUCGGCAUGAGGGUCAGGGUUGCAUUAGCAGAGAAGGGUAUCAAGUACGAGUACAAGGAACAGGACUUGGGUAACAAAAGCCCUCUGCUCUUGAAGAUGAACCCAAUUCAUAAGAAAGUGCCUGUCUUGAUUCACAAUGGAAAGCCGAUUUGCGAGUCUGCCAUUAUUGUCCAAUACAUUGACGAGGUCUGGAAUGAUAAAGCUCCAUUGUUGCCCUCCGAUCCUUAUGAGAAAGCUCAAGCUAGGUUCUGGGUUGAUUAUAUUGACAAGAAGAUGUAUGAUGUUGGGAGGAGGGUGUGGUCCUCAAAAGGAGAAGAGCUGGAGGCAGUCAAGAAGGAAAUAAUCCAACACCUGAAGUUACUGGAGGGAGAGCUUGGAGACAAGCCUUACUUUGGAGGUGAAACCUUUGGGUUUGUUGACAUUGGUCUCAUUGGAUUUUACAGCUGGUUUUAUACCUAUGAGACCCUUGGCAACUUCAGCAUAGAGGCCGAGUGCCCCAAGUUGAUUGCAUGGGCCAAAAGGUGCAUGGAGAAGGAGAGUGUUUCCAAGUCUCUUGCUGACCCUCACAAGGUGUAUGAAUUCAUCAAGGGGAUUAAAAAGAUGCUUGGAUUAGAGUAAAGAAGCAUGAGCAAAAGCAAUAUAACAGAAGGAUCCUUUUUUUUUUUUGAUGUUGUAUUUGAACUUUGUCUUGUUCUUCUUUUGGGAACUUUAGACACUUAUGUAUGUCUUUGUUCUUGGUGAGUUAUUGCAAUAAAGGAUGACCUUGGUUUUGCUGAG
Molecule: messenger RNA, 967 nt
Organism: Ilex paraguariensis (yerba mate)
Lineage: Eukaryota; Viridiplantae; Streptophyta; Magnoliopsida; Aquifoliales; Aquifoliaceae
Source: the annotation of a GenBank genome assembly